This is a messenger RNA of Drosophila subobscura, 1353 nucleotides long. Its product is annotated as splicing factor YJU2. Gene Ontology annotation, biological process: mRNA splicing, via spliceosome. The record is from RefSeq and is a predicted model, not a curated record. Bases 131 to 1111 code for a protein of 326 amino acids. The transcript is spliced from 3 exons. Gene Ontology annotation, cellular component: U2-type catalytic step 1 spliceosome. Lineage: Eukaryota; Metazoa; Arthropoda; Insecta; Diptera; Drosophilidae.
UUACGGUAUUUUUUUAAAAUGAAUAUAUAGUUCGGUAUACUUUGUAGGGUCGUGAGGCUCGGUCACACUGGGUGCAAACAUAAAAAAUAAUUAAACAUUUUUAUUUACAAGUCGGUUUUACUCUAACAAAAUGUCUGAGCGAAAAGUUUUGAAUAAAUACUAUCCCCCGGACUUCGAUCCGUCGAAGAUUCCGCGGAUGAAAUUGGCCAAAAACCGCCAAUACACCGUACGACUGAUGGCCCCGUUCAAUAUGCGAUGCGUGACCUGCGGCGAGUACAUCUACAAGGGGAAGAAGUUCAAUGCGCGCAAAGAGGAUGUGGAGAACGAGACGUACCUGGGCAUUCGCAUCUACAGGUUCUACAUCAAGUGCACACGCUGCCUGCAGGAGAUCUCAUUCAAAACGGAUCCACAGAACACCGACUACGAGAUCGAGGCGGGGGCCACGCGCAAUUUCAUGGCCCUCAAGCUGGCCGAGGAGCAGGCACGGCGCGAGCAGCAGGAGGAACGCGAGGAGGAGGCGAAUAAUCCCAUGAAAAUGCUCGAAAAUCGCACCGAGCAGUCGCGCAAUGAAAUCGAAAUGCUGGAGAGCCUCGAGGAGCUGCGAGACCUGAACCGACGCCAGCAGACGGUGGACUACACCACGAUGCUGCAGCAAUAUAACACGGGGGAAACGGAGCGGGAACGCUUGGAGCGCGAAGAGCGUGAGGAUGAGGAGUUCAUCAAAUCUGUCAACUUUAAGAGCAAGCCCGAGGGCGGCAAUCGAAGAGUAGCCGAGGAAAUCAUUGAAGAUGUCAAAGAGGAGGCAGCGGACUCCUUGCCAGCUCCCCCGCCAGCUAAAUUGGCCAAACCCUUUGGCGCACUACCUGUGGCCGCCUCCACAAGCAAAGCAUCGGCCGCUCAACCUCAGUCAUUGGUGAAACGUAAAGCACCUUUGGUGCUGGUCAAGCCAAAGGCGGCGGCAGCCACACCCUUGGCGCUUGUCAAACCAAAAGCAGCAGCCACAGCAACGGAGAUUGCAAAUCCAGUUGUAGCUCCAAAGACCACAGCACCAGCAGCAGGUCUAUCCCUGCUAGCCGCCUACAGCGGUAGCUCAGAGGAGGACUCCACUUGACACAGCAUUUACAAACCAACUACUGACUACCUAUGCGUCCGCAGAUCCAUGCACAGUCUCCGCCCUGUUGUCGCUUGAAACUCGUGUGAAAUGUAUAUAAUAAUAAUAGUAUUUUGUAUGUGUGUUUUAUAUACUUUGAAUAAUGCAUCGUUUAAUUAACAUUUGACUUCAAUUUUAAUUCAAUUUCAAAUCAAUGAUUUCGUCAAGGCCAUUCCAUUCAUAAGGCAAAUAAAUUUCAAUUU